ACAAAGGUGUGUCUCGCCCUGAAAUGAGCACCUGGGUUUUACCGGCUGCUAGAAACGUGAUCAUAUCGCUGCCUGGUCGGUAAAAAUCGAGCUCUGAUGCGGCACAUGAAAGUCCGUUCACAGAAGAAAAGCUUGGUCAGGCGGAGAAGACUGAACUGGAUGCUCAUCUGGAGAACCUUCUCAGCAAAGCAGAAUGCACUAAAUUGUGGACAGAAAAAAUAAUGAAGCAAACAGAAGUAUUAUUACAGCCAAAUCCAAAUGCCAGAAUAGAAGAAUUUGUCUACGAGAAGCUGGACCGCAAAGCACCAAGUCGCAUGAAUAACCCAGAGUUACUAGGCCAGUAUAUGAUUGAUGCUGGGAAUGAGUUUGGCCCAGGAACAGCCUAUGGAAAUGCACUCAUUAAAUGUGGAGAAACACAAAAGCGAAUUGGGGCGGCAGACAGAGAACUCAUUCAAACUUCUGCUAUAAACUUUCUCACUCCCCUAAGAAACUUUAUUGAAGGAGACUACAAAACUAUUACUAAAGAACGUAAACUGUUACAAAAUAAAAGACUGGAUUUGGAUGCUGCAAAAACCAGACUGAAGAAAGCAAAAGUUGCAGAAGCUCGAGCUGCACAACUAAACAUCUCUCAGCCUGAAGAGAAUAACAUUAUGGUAAAUGUCUCUUACAUGCUCAACUUGCUGCAUGUAAAAUGGCUAAAGAUAUGGGCUGAGGAAGUGACAAAAUCUGAACAGGAGGUGCGAAUUACUCAGAGUGAGUUUGACCGUCAAGCAGAGAUUACCAGACUGCUGCUGGAAGGCAUCAGCAGCACACAUGCACAUCAUCUCCGCUGUCUGAAUGACUUUGUGGAAGCUCAGAUGACCUAUUAUGCACAAUGUUACCAAUAUAUGUUGGAUCUCCAGAAACAACUUGGAAGCUUUCCAUCUACUUUCCUCUCUAACAACAAUCAGUCUUCCACAACUCCUGUGCAGAGCGUUUCUUCUCCCUCAGUCUUGGCCUCAGCCUCUGCUUCAUUGCCUUCAGUAAGCAAUUCAAUGGUUACUUCAGGCCUCAGUGAACUGAAGUCAUCAAGUGGCAGCAGAAAAGCAAGAGUUCUCUAUGAUUAUGAUGCUGCAAACAGCAGUGAAUUAUCUCUACUUGCAGAUGAGGUGAUAACAGUGUACAGUAUCCCUGGCAUGGAUUCAGACUGGCUGAUGGGUGAAAGGGGAAAUCAGAAAGGCAAAGUGCCUAUUACUUAUUUAGAACUGCUAAACUAAAUGGUUGGCUGGAAUAGAGACUGUCAAUUAUGGCAACACCAUAUUUAUAUACAAUUAACGUUAUGUAAGCAGGUUUAUGUGUCUUCCAUGUUAUUGUCUUGAGGGACAAAUACCAGCCAUUAAAAACUGGCUUUUCUGCCAGCAUGGUUGCACGGUCAAUACUCUAUUCAAACUUAAUGUGUUUAAAGCUUUUACUUCAUGUGCCAAGAACGUUUCCUACAGAUUUGUUUCUACUGAAGUUUUCACUAAUACAAGCUUCUACUUUUGAGUAAUCUAGAUUGAAAGCAGGAGGUACUUUCUUGUUUUCUACUGAAAUUUUUCAUUAAUGGCAAAGCUUUUCUUCACAUAAAAUAAACUUAUUGUGAACUGA
Messenger RNA from Passer montanus (Eurasian tree sparrow), 1626 nucleotides. It is a transcript of the gene SH3GLB1, whose product is annotated as SH3 domain containing GRB2 like, endophilin B1. The record is from RefSeq and is a predicted model, not a curated record. NCBI's taxonomy places the organism in Eukaryota, Metazoa, Chordata, Aves, Passeriformes, Passeridae. Gene Ontology annotation, molecular function: protein binding. Gene Ontology annotation, biological process: membrane organization. The transcript has 11 exons. The coding region runs from base 222 to 1256 and encodes 344 amino acids. Gene Ontology annotation, cellular component: cytoplasm; membrane.